Molecule: messenger RNA, 1510 nt
Organism: Mercenaria mercenaria
Lineage: Eukaryota; Metazoa; Mollusca; Bivalvia; Venerida; Veneridae
Product: CD109 antigen-like
Exons: 13
Coding region: 191-1510 (439 amino acids)
Molecular function (GO): endopeptidase inhibitor activity
Source: RefSeq, a predicted model, not a curated record
CGCACGUACUUUAUCAUGAAAGGAUUGCUAUACAGGAUGUGACCUCAAAGAUAAGGAAGCGUUCAUAUAUCAUAUAUAUAGAGAAAUUGUAAGCAGAUCCCUCAUUGUUUUACAAUUUUUGCUUACACGUUGAUUUGGAAAGACAAAGUAAUUAAGGUAAAGAAAAACCCAUACACCGGCCACAGCGAGUAUGAUAGUGGUACUUGUUUGUCUGUUCGGUGCAACAUUUGCUGCCACCAACAGCGGGACACAUUGGGUAGUUAUACCGGACAAGUACACCCCGGGAAUACCACUUCCUUUGACCUUCACCUUCUACAACACAUCAAAUGUUGAUGUUGAAGUUCAAGUUGACUUGUUAAAUGACGAUCACCACCGAGUGUCCUCUCUUACACAUACAUUUAAAGAAGGUAAACCAGGAGUAUUACAGCUACAGGUUCCAAAUCUUCCCAGUAAUCCAGGAACCUACACAUUGCUUAUCAACGGAUUAAGCGGUUUGUUUUUCCAAGAGCAUGGAGUUGUUCAUUAUGACUCAGGCAGUAUGCCGGAGAAAUUUGCUGUACACAUACAGACGGAUAAAGGCAUAUAUAAACCAGGCCGAACGGUGCGCUUUCGUGCAUUCGGAAUCUCCUCUAACAUGAUGGUUUACACAGGAACAUUUAACAUAACAAUUGAAGAUCCGAAAGGUAACAAAAUGAAGCGGAUGGUGAAUGUAUCGGAACCCAACUACGGUGUUAUUGAAGAUUUUCUCAUCAUGGACACUGAACCUGUUCUCGGACAAUGGAAAAUCUCUGUGGAAAUCAGAAACAAGGCUUCCAAUUAUAAAUACUUCAGAGUGGAUAAAUACGUACUCCCAAAGUUUGAAAUCAAAGUAGAGUUACCACCAUUUGUCGUUACCACGGACAGCGAAAUGCACGGUACCGUCAAGGCAACAUAUACAUACGGAAAGCCGGUGAUUGGAAGUGUAAGAUUGUAUGCGGAUACAGACUACAGUAACACACCAUGGAAAUAUCAUGGCGAUGAAGUUAUGGUUGAAUCUGCAUUUGAUAUUAACGGUGAGGCAAAGUUCACUGUUCCAUUCAGUCGUAUAGCAGACGAACUUGAUCCUAACACGUAUGAACCGCUUGCAGAGAAACUGGCAGGUCACCACUUGCAAAUAAAAGCUUCUGUGACGGAAAGCAUUAAUAACAUAACAAGAAACGCUACCGCCCAGGUAUUAUUUUACAAGGAGCCAUACAAAGUGUCGUUUGAUACUUCGUCCAGUAUGCCGUUUUUUAAGCCGGGCUUAAUCUAUAAAGGACAGGUGUCAAUAACCCAGGCCAAUGGGAAUCCUGUGGUUUCUACAAAACCGGAAGUUAAGCUCAUUGCGAAUGUGAAAUUCUACGACCCAAAGGCGCAUAAGUACAGGGCCCAUUUCCUCAAGGAGCAAAUGUUUACCCCUCCAUCGACAGGAGCUCUUACGUUCAGUGGGGACCACCGGAAAAUGCAACUUCUUACAUAUGAGGUAUUGUAA